CUAGGAAAUGCUGAGUAGUGCCUUUCCUUCCCGGUCGGUCAAGAGGAAACGAGUCGGCGUUGCCUGUGCGACGUGUCGCGCGCAUAAGAUUCGCUGCGAUGGCGUCCGACCGCACUGUGGGACGUGUCUUCGGAGGAGAGAGACCCGCCAGCGUGACUGAGAACCAAAACCCGGCUCUCCUACCCACUGCGGAAAACGUGGUGCCUCAUGAGGAAUCGGACGUGACGGGAAUGGGACUCGUCUCGCGACCUCUGAACAGUGAUCGGCCGACGAGAGGGUUCUUCGGGGACUCGUCCACCAUCGCCUUCCUCAAGGAGUUGCAGGAUACAUUCCGUUCAAGGACGUCUGGUCCGCUGGGGGAUUUAUAUCAGUCUCGUACGUCUGGGGAUCUUGGAAGCCCUCGUACUCACUCCGGGGGUCCUCAGUCGAGCCAUGUUGAGUUACUCCCGCCGCGGCCAUUAUCAGACCAUCUCGUCGACUGCUAUUUCUCCAAGAUCCACGUUUUAUACCCAUUUGUGCACAGAGAGGCCUUCUACACUGCUUAUGAAGCGCUGUGGGAGCCAGAUCAACCCCCAUCUACUCCCCGAUCCGCUCGCGGUCUCGGGUUAGGCGACGAAAACGUGUCACGGACGACAUUCUACUACGCACUGAACGCCAUCUUUGCUACGGGAUGCCAGUUUUCAGACAUCGUUCGGCACGAGCGACAGACCGCGUCGGAAGCAUUUUUCCAGCGAUCCAAGCCCGCCCUGGACGUGGAUUAUCUCGAAGCCGGGGAUCUAGCGUUGACGCAGACCCUGUUGUUACUGACUCACUACGUGCAGAGUUCUCAGACGCCAAAUCGCUCCUGGCAUGCGGUCGGGAUGACGGUCAGGCUGGCCCAGGGGAUCGGGUUACACUCGGACGUGGGGAAUGAUAAUCGGUCGUUUGCUGAAGUUCAGAUCCGGAGAAGAGUGUGGCAUGCGUGUGUGAUGUUGGAUUUGGCGGUAAGUAUCAUACUUGGUCGGCCGGUUAUGAUUUCGCAAGCCCCGUCUACGUCAUUACCAGCGCCUAUUGAUGAUUGUUAUUUGCGGGUGGAAUCCGCGAUCUGCGAGCAGCCGCCGGGUGUUUUCUCUCGGGUCGAAUGGUUCAUUGCGACGCUAAAGCUGUACGAUAUUCUGCGCCGGGUGCUGAACUCUCUGUAUGAUAAUUACGGAGGCCGAGUUGCAGCAGAGCCUGUUGAUCGACGACGGGCCGAAAUCUUGUUCCAAAUCCAGAGUGUAACCCAGCUUGAUGCAGAGCUGGAAGACUUUCGCCAUCAGAUCCCGGCUCAGCUUUGUUGGGAUGCGCCUCUGGCUGAUGCUUCUCAGGAUCCGUUCCUUAGAGAGAAGUAUCUACUUCAAGCUAGGUUUUUGUAUUUGAAAAUUCUCGUCUGUCGCCCUGUGCUAUCUCAGUCUCUGCGCGAGACAUAUCUGUCGGAGGAUGGGAGCCAUCGGCCCGGGAAACCCGGAACAGGCAUAUAUGCGAAUUUCACCAAGGACUGCUCAACCUUUUAUGUGCAGGCUGCGAUCAGUCUGAUAUCCUUGGUGCAUGAGACCUGCAGCACGGAGUUGGCUAGCGUGUGGUUUUACAACGUCUUCUACGUGUUCACUGCAGCAUCGAUCAUUAUUCUCGCCGACUUGCAUCCCUAUGUCUCCUCUCCACUAACCCCUGAAGACUUGAAUGUCUCCUGGGAGAAAAGUCUAGCAUCUCUCGACUAUUUGAAAUCAUACAGCUCGUUGGCAGAGCGUUGUGCGAAUAGUCUGCGUACUAUUCGUUAUAAAUGCUCUAUGGCCGCAUCUGACCAGAUGCCGUUCUCCGAAGACCUGUUCCGCGAUCUAGAGUUUGACGACCAGACGCUUUUCGAUCCGUUUUGGUUCAACAUGGAUCUUGAGCACUAG
Molecule: messenger RNA, 1916 nt
Organism: Aspergillus steynii IBT 23096
Lineage: Eukaryota; Fungi; Ascomycota; Eurotiomycetes; Eurotiales; Aspergillaceae
Product: fungal specific transcription factor domain-containing protein
Exons: 6
Coding region: 99-1916 (605 amino acids)
Biological process (GO): positive regulation of transcription from RNA polymerase II promoter by galactose; DNA-templated transcription
Cellular component (GO): nucleus
Molecular function (GO): RNA polymerase II cis-regulatory region sequence-specific DNA binding; DNA-binding transcription factor activity, RNA polymerase II-specific; zinc ion binding
Source: RefSeq, a predicted model, not a curated record